GGUCCCUCCUCCCGUCCGGGCGGCAGGGGCGGGCCGCGGGUGGGGCGGCGGCGGCCGGGCCUGGCCGGGGACUGCGGCCGGCGCCGGGACCUGGAGGGGGCUCUCGGGCCCGGGCAGCAUGUGACACCGACCAGGAUUCAGCCCUGAUGGAGGCUGAGGAGCCCCAGCCUGGAGCCUCUACUCCCAUCCCUGCCAUAGAAGAAUUCAGAAUUAUCCCUGAAGCCAUCAUGAGGAGUAGCCAAAUCCCUGCCAUGGACCUUGAAGCCCAAGAAGACCAGGACCCACCUUAUAAGUGGGCAGAGGGACAGAGACUCUUGUUGACCCAGCCAAGAGAGUUACAGGGCAUGACUGAGCAUGCAGAUGAGGGCAGGCCCUCGUUCCCAGAGGAAAGGUCUGCAGAUACAGAGACCAACCAGGAAAGCCUUGUGGCAGAGGCCUGGGAGACCCCAGAACAUCAGGAGGCAAUGCCCCAGAGCCUGGCAGACAGAGGAUCAAUAGCACCAGCUCCCCUGGAGCUCUGGAGCUGCCCCAUCGAGGGUGAACAGCUAGACAUGUUCUCAGUGUCCAGUGAAAUGGACAGCAGAACAGAGGUGGGAUUUCAGCCAGACCUCGCUUCUUUGACAUUGGGAAUUGGACAAGCAAAAGAGAAGGCAGAAACUUCUCCUGACACCUUUUGGCUUCCCUGUGAAGAGCACCCUGCAGAGACCAGCCAGACUGAGGACUCAAGAGGUGGAACUGUCAGCCAGGAGGAGCAGGAAGGUCAAGGGCGAGAGGGGCUCUUACAGCCCCAAGAGACUCAGGGGUUCGAGGAGCAGGAACAAUAUGAAAUGGGAUUUCAGGGGAAAGGGGUUCUGGGGGAGGAUGCAUGUUCUCAUGGGCUUUGUGGGGAGCAGGAACAGCUGGUGGAGCAGGUUCAUGGUAGAGAGAGAGGGCACAGGCAAAAACAGGAGCAGAUGCAAGAUGAUGGGAUGCUUGGGGGACAAGAAAGAGGAGGACUCGAUGGGGGAUUGGAGGUCCUGAACUGUGGUGAGCAGGGUCAACAGGGGAGGGAGAGGCAGGCUCAGGGUCAGGGAGGCCUAGACGAGGAGGAACAAAGGAAGAGGGAGUUGAGGGGGCCUGAAGAGAGUAGGGUGGACUCUCAGUACAUAGAGAACCUAAGCCUAGUGGGGAAGUCAGAGGAAGUAACUGGGAAGCAAGGUCAGGGUCUAAAGGGGAAAGUGAUGCGGACGGAGGAAGAUCCAGGGAGCUGGGCCGCGGGUGGGCUGGGGGCAGUGGGGAACGAGAGGAGCACCAGAGAGGAGAAAGAGCCUCGUGGUCCUUCCCCACCGGCUCGGGGAGCCCCUGUGGUCCCUUCUCCCUGUGACUUAUUUCCAGAUGCCUUGUGUCCCAUGACUCAGAUUCCUCAGACUCAGGAACUAUCCUCCAAAACUCUAAUUUCUACACGGGAGCCAAGACAUUCGCCCGAGCCCACCUCUCUACCUGACUCCUUUCCUCCCGAGGAGUCACUGGCUAAUACAAUAGCUCACAGUAGCCAGCAAGAAGGGUCUGAGCUGAAGAAGAGCACAGUAUCCGACCAGGAGACUGAGACGUUCUCUGCAUCUGUGGCUCCUCCCAGGACACCAGAGUCGGCCGCUUUCAGUCCUGCUCAAGUCUCAUCACCUGAGAGUCCCCCAGUUGGCUUUCCUAGCAGGGAGACCCCGAGAACCUCUCUCUCAGUUGACAGCCUAUCUUCCUGUGGGGCAUCAGAGACUCUCCUGGUGGCCCUUCACAGCUCCCUGCCUGCAGUGACCACCCAGGAUGGGGCCAGCCCUCACAGCCCCCCAGCCAACUGCAGCGGGACCAUCCCACACCUAAGGAGCAACUCCUUCCCGGGCUCCCACAGGACAGAGCAGACUCCAGGCCUGGUGGGAAUGUCACUUUCUUUCUCUCAUUCAGAAUUACCCCAGAGGCCCCCCAAACCUGCCAUCCCAAGAAGGGACAGAAGAAGUGGUAGGGACUUCAGCGUCAUUUCGGAAUUCCCCACUUCAUUAUCCACCCUGAGGCAGGAUUCUCAAGAACCCACAAGUCCAGAGAGACUCAGCAGUCCACACAGCAGCCAGCCAUGGGACUCUCCCCCCGAUUCAGCCCUUUCCCCAGGAUCUCCUGCCUAUGGUUCUUCCCCAUCCACUGUCUACAUGGAGAUGAGGAUCCCUGGAUCUCUUCCUCCUCCUCCCCUAGAGAAGAGUCACAUCCACUCUUCCAUGGUGGAGAACGACGGCCAUCUUCCUGCAGUGGUCCCCACACUGAAGCGACACAGCCAUCCCCCUCCAUUGUCCCUAAGUUCAGGGCUACAUGGUUUUCCUAAAGGCCCCCUUCCCCAAGUUCCUGACCCCCUUGUGGCAAGGCAACACCGACCUCUGCCAUCUACCCCAGACAACUCCCACCAUACUCAGACCUCUCUCGCCAACAGGAUGAGAUACAACAAGCCAUUACCCCCAACUCCUGAUAUGCCCCAGUCCCACCAUUCUCCCAUCUCGUCUUCCAGUAUCUCAAGGAUCUACAGACCUCUACCCCCUGUCCCCAUUAUGGAUCCUUCCACCGAACCUCCUCCAUUGCCCCCAAAAUCUAGGGGGAGGAGCAGGAGUACUCAAGGAGGACUUGUGAAUUCAGGGGGUCAAGCCAAACCAAGACCCACUGGUCAAGACUGGGCGAUCUCCACUGCCCCCUCUACUGGACGUACCUCUUGGCCCCCAGCCAUAGGCAGAUCAACAGAGUCUUUGGCUUCCACCAGUAGGAGCAAGAGUGAAGUGUCCCCUGGCAUGGCCUUCAGCAACAUGACAAACCUUUUAAGUCCCUCUUCCCCUACUUCUCCUUGGACUCUGGAGCUCCAAAGGCCCACCACCAAGGAUGAACCAGGGUUCUCAGAAGAGCCUGAGGUCCAUGCAAGAGGGCUACUGAGAAGAUCAGACCCUCAGGACGGAAGCAAUGGCCAAAGAUGGUCUACUCUCGGUCCAGCAAGGCAGCCAGAGAGGCCAAGCCAUCCCCAGCUGGAGAAAGCAUCCAGCUGGCCCCACAGGCGGGACACAGGGAUACUACCUGAGGGCAGCAGUGGACAAACUGUGGUCCAUGGCGAGGGGUCCAACAAACACAAGGGCUGGAACCGGCAAGGCCUGCGCAGACCUUCCAUCUUGCCUGAGGGCUCUGCAGUUUCAGAUUCAAGAGGUUCAGCCAUGGGAAGAUCCCCUGGCCCCACAGACACUGUGGUUUUCCGGGAGAAGAAACCAAAGGAGGCAAUAGGAGGCUUUUCGAGACGCUGCUCCAAGCUCAUCAACUCCUCCCAGCUGCUUUACCAGGAGUACAGCGAUGUCUUCCUGAACAAGGAGAUUCAGAGCCAGCAGCGGCUGGACAGCUUGGCAGAGGCCCCUGGGCUCACCUCCCCGCGGCAGCCUCGGAAGGCACUGGUGUCCUCCGAGUCCUAUCUGCAGCGCCUCUCCAUGGCUUCCAGUGGCUCCCUCUGGCAGGAAAUCCCCGUCGUGCGCAACAGUGCUGUGCUGCUCUCCAUGACCCAUGAAGACCAAAAACUGCAAGAGGCCAAAUUUGAGCUGAUUGUGUCAGAGGCCUCAUACCUGCGCAGUCUGCACAUAGCUGUGGAUCAUUUCCAACUUUCAAGCCAACUCCGGGCGACGCUGUCCAACCAGGAACACCAAUGGCUCUUCUCUCGUUUACAGGAUGUGCGAGACGUCAGCACCAUGUUCCUUUCAGACCUAGAAGAGAACUUCGAGAACAACAUCUUCUCUUUCCAAGUGUGUGAUAUAGUCCUGAACCAUGCCCCAGACUUCCGCCGGGUCUACCUGCCUUACGUCACCAACCAGACCUAUCAAGAACGCACCUUCCAAAGUCUGCUGAAUAGCAACAGCAAUUUCCGAGAGGUCUUGGACAAGCUGGAGAGUGACCCUGUCUGCCAGCGCCUUUCCCUCAAAUCCUUUCUGAUCCUGCCCUUCCAGCGCAUCACCCGUCUCAAGCUGCUUCUCCAGAACAUUCUGAAGAGAACACAGCCUGGCUCUUCAGAAGAAGCAGAGGCCACAAAGGCCCACCAUGCCCUGGAAGAGCUGAUCCGAGAUUGCAAUAAUAAUGUCCAGAGGAUGCGUCGGACGGAGGAACUGAUCUACCUGAGCCAGAAGAUUGAAUUUGAGUGCAAAAUAUUCCCACUCAUCUCACAGUCUCGCUGGCUGGUAAAAAGUGGGGAGCUGACAGCCCUGGAGUUCAGCGUCUCCCCAGGGAUGCGAAGGAAACUGAACACGCGUCCCGUCCACCUGCACCUCUUCAAUGACUGCCUGUUGCUGUCCCGGCCCCGAGAGGGUAACCGAUUCCUGGUCUUUGACCACGCGCCCUUCUCCUCCAUCCGGGGGGAAAAGUGUGAAAUGAAGCUACACGGACCACACAAGAACCUCUUCCGCCUCUUCUUGCGGCACAGCACCCAGGGCACCCAGGCUGAGUUCCUCUUCCGCACAGAGACACAAAGUGAAAAACUUCGAUGGAUUUCAGCCUUGGCCAUGCCAAGAGAGGAGUUGGAUCUGCUGGAGUGUUAUGACUCGCCACAAGUCCAGUGUCUUCGAGCCUACAAGCCCCGAGAGAAUGACGAGUUGGCACUAGAGAAGGCAGAUGUGGUGAUGGUGACUCAGCAGAGCAGCGAUGGCUGGCUGGAAGGUGUGAGACUCUCAGAUGGGGAGCAGGGCUGGUUCCCGGUACAGCAAGUGGAGUUCAUUUCCAACCCCGAGGUUCGUGCACGGAACCUGAAAGAAGCCCAUCGAGUCAAGACAGCCAAACUACAGCUGGUGGAACAUCAGGCCUAGCUAUUCCCUGUGAGGAAUCUCAUGAGCUUAAGAACAAGCUGUUCAUGGAGAUGGCUGCCUUCUGAACCCGCUGCAGAGGCUUUCUGUGGACCAAGAACUAAGCCCAAGGACAAAGCCCCGCUAACCCAGCUACUCAUCCCAGGCCUCCUUCUUCGUGCUUUGUGCUUGGUGGGGGGAUGUUGAGGGACUUCACACUGGACUCUGGGAUCCUUUUUGCAUAGGAAAAGGGCCCAAAGAGCCUGAUUCAGGGAACUUUACUUCUGCUGCCAUAUGGUCCUUAAACAUCCUCGGCUUCCAGAGUGCAGAUUUAGAGCAAGCCAAAGUGUCAAUCAUGGUCACAUGUCAACAGAAUCUGACCUCAGUCCACGGAGGACAAUGUUUAAGGGGGAAUCACACAUGAGAUGGGAAGGUCAAGCUGGUGACCUCUAAGGUGUCUUCCAACCUUAGGGUCUCCAUAAUUGUUGGUGUGAGCACAGUGCAUGUGUCUCUGAGAUGUGCAUCUCUUGGUGGCAAUGUGAGGGGGUACUCUCACUCUAAUAAACUUGGCACUUCUCUGAGUGUUUUCUUCUGACUCCUCAGACUGAACAAGCUUCCAAGUAUGGAAUCCUGUGAGAGUUCCAGCCUAGUUUUUAGUGUCAGUGUGGCAGCUGCUUUUUGACCCCUGAGAGUUUGGGCAGCUGUUCCGCUUUUCAUGGUGUCAGAGGUAGGAGAAGGAAUGAGAAGUCCUGGUGGGUAAUGAAAGCCCCAUUCAAGCCCUAGGUACUGUACCUCUAAGGUAUGGGCACUGCUAGUUUGGGUGGAUUUGGGAAAUCCUAUCCAGACCAUUCAUGAUUUUCUUAUUGUGGCUUAAAUCCUCGUGAAGGUAUCUUCCCAAAUGUUUUAACUUCUUUACGAAGGUAGCAUGGCAUUAUGCAAAGAGUCCUAGAAUCCGAGUCAAGGGGCCCAAACUGCAGUGACCACAGGCUACAAUUCAAUCUGUUCAUGUCUCCGUUCCCUUACGUGUAGAGUGCAGGAUCAGACCAAGCAAGCCCCAAAGUCUUAUCCAACUCUAACCACAUAUUUUUCUCUGUCUCCUUUAAGAUGACCUUUCUCAGUUGAAGGGUAUCACUAAAUUUCUUUCUCACAGAGAACUGUUGUGUGACGUAAUAAUAGCCUGGCAUCUUCUGUGCUGUCUUUUAAGCUGGAUCAUUAUGGUCCUUCCGUGAAUGGUGCAUUGCAACUUAGUACAAAGGUAAGAAUGAACAUUAUAAAGUUUGCUCUAGGUCCAGCUAAUAAUGAUAUGACGGGAGAGUAUCACUUUUGACAACAUACUAUUUUUUCAAUCCAUUCUAAAAUAUAAGUUGACUUACUUAUUUUUUAAAAAAAUGUUAUCACUGUAGCAUUUAAGAAUGAAGACCAAUAUGUCAUCUGAAGCAGG
This is a messenger RNA of Sciurus carolinensis (gray squirrel), 6249 nucleotides long. It is a transcript of the gene Arhgef5, whose product is annotated as Rho guanine nucleotide exchange factor 5. The record is from RefSeq and is a predicted model, not a curated record. Bases 147 to 4832 code for a protein of 1561 amino acids. Gene Ontology annotation, biological process: intracellular signal transduction; activation of GTPase activity. Gene Ontology annotation, cellular component: nucleus; cytoplasm. Gene Ontology annotation, molecular function: guanyl-nucleotide exchange factor activity; protein binding. Lineage: Eukaryota; Metazoa; Chordata; Mammalia; Rodentia; Sciuridae. The transcript is spliced from 15 exons.